Molecule: messenger RNA, 4172 nt
Organism: Dipodomys ordii (Ord's kangaroo rat)
Lineage: Eukaryota; Metazoa; Chordata; Mammalia; Rodentia; Heteromyidae
Gene: Morc2
Product: MORC family CW-type zinc finger 2
Exons: 26
Coding region: 727-3843 (1038 amino acids)
Cellular component (GO): nucleus
Molecular function (GO): zinc ion binding
Source: RefSeq, a predicted model, not a curated record
UGUCGGGAAAGGCAGUUGCAUCCGGGUCUUUGUGAGGUAAUUUGACCGCCCACGACGCUGCUGUGGAGAUCGAGGGCGCCGACGCCAGCUGGAUUCGGCCAGUUUUGCCUCUCUUCAGUUGGGAAGCUGAGAAAACCGGAACUGGCGCCAUACGUGCUCUAGCGACCUCGUGGUCUCCGGCCUCCGGUCUAGAGCCUGUUGAAGGAUCUUGACGUCACCGGCGGCGAAGACACGAGUGAAUGAAUGUUCAAUUUUAUGACAGAAUUGGGUAAAUAAUUUUAGGGUUUGGUAAGUUUUCCUAAUCAAGGAAUUUAGGGGAAGAACAACAAUCAUAAAUCACAUUACAAAAUUUUGAAAAAGAAAAAGACUCGAAGAAUGUCAAGAUGAAGCAGUAAUAAACCGCCAACUCCAAGACCCGUCGUCGACUCCAGAACCUUCUACACGGACUUGGAUUGUCUGAAUUACUGAAACGUAACGCUUCUAAGUUGUUUAGGACACAGGUUUAUGACGUAAUUCCAAAAUAUUCCAUCAUAAUCGUUGAGAAGAAGGACUCGAUUGUAGUUCUUAAUAUCUGGCUGUAUUUUGGAUAGAUUUCUUUUUAGGCAACUUCGUUUUAGCUGAUAUUAGGCACACAGACAUAACUUUACUGGACUGAAUCCUGGAAAAAUCUGUUGAGUUCCAUGUCUUUCUGAGCGGAGAAUAGAAGAUUUGGAGACCAUUGCAGUCAUGGCUUUCACAAAUUACAGCAGUCUGAAUCGAGCUCAACUAACUUUUGAGUAUCUGCACACAAAUUCAACUACUCAUGAAUUCUUGUUUGGUGCUCUUGCUGAACUGGUUGAUAAUGCAAGAGAUGCUGAUGCCACCAGAAUAGAUAUUUAUGCUGAAAGGCGAGAGGACCUUCGAGGAGGAUUUAUGCUUUGCUUUUUGGAUGAUGGAGCAGGAAUGGAUCCGAGUGAUGCUGCAAGUGUGAUCCAGUUUGGGAAGUCAGCCAAGCGAACACCAGAGUCCACUCAGAUCGGGCAGUAUGGAAAUGGGUUAAAAUCAGGCUCAAUGCGUAUUGGGAAAGAUUUUAUUCUCUUCACCAAGAAAGAAGAUACCAUGACCUGUCUCUUCCUGUCCCGCACCUUUCAUGAGGAAGAAGGCAUUGAUGAAGUGAUAGUUCCAUUGCCCACCUGGAAUUCUCGGACCCGGGAACCUGUCACAGACAAUGUAGAAAAGUUUGCCAUUGAGACAGAACUCAUCUACAAGUAUUCUCCUUUCCGCACUGAGGAGGAAGUGAUGACUCAGUUCAUGAAGAUUCCUGGGAACAGCGGAACCCUGGUGAUUAUCUUUAAUCUCAAACUCAUGGACAAUGGAGAGCCCGAACUAGACAUAGUCUCAAAUCCGAAAGAUAUCCAGAUGGCAGAGACCUCCCCAGAGGGAACGAAGCCAGAGAGGCGCUCUUUCCGUGCCUAUGCUGCGGUGCUCUAUAUUGACCCACGAAUGAGGAUAUUUAUCCAUGGACACAAGGUGCAGACCAAGAGGCUCUCCUGCUGCCUGUACAAUCCUAGGAUGUACAAGUACACAUCAAGCCGUUUCAAGACCCGUGCAGAGCAGGAGGUGAAAAAAGCAGAGCACGUAGCUCGGAUUGCUGAAGAGAAGGCUCGGGAGGCAGAAAGCAAAGCUCGGACUUUAGAAGUACGACUGGGUGGAGAUCUCACGCGGGACUCUAGGGUGAUGUUGCGGCAGGUUCAGAACACCGCCAUCACCCUGCGUAGAGAAGCUGAUGUCAAGAAGAGGAUUAAGGAGGCCAAACAACGAGCACUCAAAGAACCUAAGGAAUUAAAUUUUGUUUUUGGUGUCAACAUUGAACACCGAGACCUUGAUGGUAUGUUCAUCUAUAACUGUAGCCGCCUCAUCAAAAUGUAUGAGAAAGUAGGCCCACAGCUGGAAGGGGGCAUGGCAUGUGGUGGGGUUGUUGGUGUCGUUGAUGUGCCCUACCUGGUCUUGGAGCCUACGCACAACAAGCAGGACUUUGCUGAUGCCAAGGAGUACCGGCACCUGCUUCGGGCAAUGGGGGAGCACCUAGCACAGUACUGGAAGGACAUUGCCAUUGCCCAGCGUGGAAUCAUCAAGUUCUGGGAUGAUUUUGGCUAUCUUUCUGCCAACUGGAACCAGCCCCCAUCUAGUGAGUUGCGUUUCAAACGCCGGAGAGCUAUGGAAAUCCCAACCACUAUCCAGUGUGAUUUGUGUCUGAAGUGGAGAACCCUCCCCUACCAGAUGAGUUCAGUGGAAAAAGAUUACCCUGACACCUGGGUUUGUUCCAUGAACCCUGAUCCUGAGCAGGACCGGUGUGAGGCUUCUGAACAGAAGCAGAAGGUUCCUUUGGGAACAUUGAAAAAGGACACAAAGACACAAGAAGAGAAGCAAAAGCAGCUGACAGAGAAAAUUCGCCAGCAGCAGGAGAAGUUAGAGGCUCUUCAGAAAACCACACCUAUCCGCUCACAAGCUGACCUGAAGAAAUUACCCCUAGAAGUGACUACCAGACCGUCCACUGAGGAACCUGCGCGGAGAUCUCAGCGUCCUCGGUCGCCCCCAUUACCUGCUGUGAUCAAGAAUGCCCCGAGCAGACCCCCUUCCCUGCAGACUGCCAGGUUAACCAACCAAUCUCGAAAGGCUCCUGUCAUCAGCAGCUCCCCAAAGCCUCCUGUUCUGACAGCCCGGGCAGAAGCCAGUACCUCCCGGCUGCUCAAUUCAGCUGAUCCACCCCGAAAGCCUCUGAGUGUUCCCAUCAAGGCUGCAUCCCGGCCUGCCCCUGUGGUGCAGCCAUCGCCAUCAUCUCUACUGCCCAACGCCAAGAACCCUCGAGAGAUCCCUCCCCCCAAAGCCAUUAAGAAUCCAGUGGUCAAGAAACCAGAGCCGCCAGUUAGACUCUCUGCGGCUAAUCGGAAGCGGAGUCUUGUGAUCUCUGAUGAGGAAGAUACUGAGGAAGAAGCUGAGAAGAGGAAGGAGAGGUGCAAACGGGGCAAGUUUGCUGUGAAGGAGGAAAAGAAGGAAUCGAAUGAGGUCACUGGAGAUGCCUCCUUGCAGCAAUCAGACAGUGCUGGGGAAGAGGACCAAGCUGAACUCAAAAAUGCUCAGAAAGAUAAAGGGCUGCACGUAGAGGUUCGUGUGAAUAAGGAGUGGUACACUGGCCGUGUGACAGCUGUUGAAUUGGGCAAGAAUGUGGUACGGUGGAAGGUGAAGUUUGACUACGUGCCUACAGACACAACGCCAAGAGACCGCUGGGUGGAGAAAGGCAGUGAAGAUGUGCGGCUGAUGAAGCCACCUUCUCCAGAGUAUCAAAGCCCUGACACACAGCAAGAAUGUGGAGAAGAAGAGGAGGCUGUGUUGGUCCAGCAGCCUGUGGCUUUGGUGGAGCCCUCUACCUCUGACUGUGCCCGCAUAGAGCCAGAUACCACUGCCCCAAACACCAGCCAUGAGACCAUUGACUUGCUGGUCCAGAUUCUCCGGAAUUGCUUACGGUAUUUUCUGCCUCCGAGUUUUCCCAUCUCCAAGAAGGAGCUGAGUGUUAUGAAUUCACAUGAGCUAAUAUCUUUUCCUCUGAAAGAAUACUUCAAGCAGUACGAAGCGGGACUCCAGAAUCUGUGCAAUUCCUAUCAAAGCCGUGCUGACUCCCGAGCCAAGGCCUCUGAGGAGAAUUUGCGUACCUCUGAGAGGAAGCUCCGUGAGACAGAGGAGAAACUGCAGAAGUUGAGGACCAACAUUGUGGCUUUGCUGCAGAAGGUCCAGGAGGACAUAGACAUCAACACAGAUGAUGAGCUGGAUGCCUACAUCGAAGACCUCAUCACCAAGGGGGACUGAGAGGCCGGGAGCCAGAGAUCCACUUCCCACUCCCUGCCCUUCAAUACAGCAGCUUCCUGGGAAGGAGGGUGCCUUCAUGAGCUGCUGGACUGAUACUUGUUUUGACUCAUAGGACAUGUGUGCUUUUGGAGGAAAAGACUCUUGAAUCUUCCUCCCUGUUUAUAAAUAUUUAUUUUUUAAAGAGACGAUGCUGCGCCUGCUGUGAGACCAUACAUUUUGUGCCUGACUCUCAGGUACAGGAUGGAAAACCUUCCCAUUUUUGCCACACUGGGUGACUGAGCCUGAGCCACUUCAGCUUCUGGCUCCUCACAGUAGUGGUGAGGGUAGUG